Solanum tuberosum (potato) is the source of this 1164-nucleotide messenger RNA. RefSeq lists its product as uncharacterized. The transcript is spliced from 2 exons. The coding region runs from base 1 to 1164 and encodes 387 amino acids. The record is from RefSeq and is a predicted model, not a curated record. NCBI's taxonomy places the organism in Eukaryota, Viridiplantae, Streptophyta, Magnoliopsida, Solanales, Solanaceae.
AUGACUCAGGAAUUUGCUGCUUUGCAUGAUAAUAACACUUGGUCCCUUAUUCCUUUGCCUAUUGGUAAGAAAGCUAUUGGUUAUAGAUGGGUAUAUCAAAUCAAACACAAGACAGGUGGUAGUGUGGAAAGAUACAAAGCAAGGCUAGUGGUUAAAGGGUAUACUCAGCACCUUGGCAUAUAUUAUACAGAAACAUUCUCACCAGUUGUUAAAAUGACAACUGUAAGAGCUUUGAUUGCUGUUGCUGCAAAGAAACAGUGGAAUAUAUACCAGCUUGAUGUUAAUAAUGCUUUUCUCCAUGGAGAUCUGCAUGAAGAAGUGUACAUGGAUGUCCCUCCAGGUCUUGCUGUGCCACAUACAGGGCUGGUUUGUAAGCUCAACAAGAAAAUGGGUUCUUCUACUGUUUUUCUAGGUGUCUAUGUAGAUGAUAUUAUACUUACAGGAACUAAUUCUGAAGAAAUUGUCAAUCUCAAAAGUUUUCUCCAUGACCAGUUCAAGAUCAAAGACCUUGGGAGACUGCACUAUUUCUUGGGUUUGGAGAUAUUAUAUAAGGAUGAUGGAGUCAUUAUAUCUCAAAGAAAAUUUGUACAUGACCUUCUGAAGGACUUCAAUUGUGAUAAACUAACUCCCAUGGCUUCUCCCUUAGAUCCUAAUGUUAAGCUUAAGGCUCAUGAAGGCAGACCAUUAAGUGAUCCUACCUUAUAUAGAAAGGUUGUAGGAAAGCUGAAUUUCCUCACUCAUACCAGACUUGAUAUUGCCUAUGGAGUUCAACAUUUGACUCAAUAUAUGCAAGAUCCCAGGGAACCUCAUCUUCGAGCUGCUUUUCACAUGUUGAGGUAUCUCAAAAAUGAUCCCACCUUGGGCAUCUUCAUGUCAUCUUCUCCUGAUUUUGAAGUUCAAGCUUUUUGUGACUCUGACUGGGCAUCAUGCCCUGACUCUAGAAAAUCUGUGAGUGGUUACAUUGUCUUGCUGGGAAGCAGUCCCAUCAACUGGAAAUCUAAGAAACAGGAGACCAUUUCAUUAUCCUUUGCAGAAGCUGAGUACAGAUCAUUACGAAAGGUUGUUGGAGAAUUGGUUUGGCUACAACGAUUAUUCACUGAGUUGACUGUUCCUCCAAUUGGUCCUUUCCAGUAUAUUGUGAUAGUCAGGCUGCCCUUCACAUAG